This is a messenger RNA of Condylura cristata (star-nosed mole), 2472 nucleotides long. It is a transcript of the gene RASEF, whose product is annotated as RAS and EF-hand domain containing. Gene Ontology annotation, molecular function: GTPase activity; calcium ion binding; GTP binding. Lineage: Eukaryota; Metazoa; Chordata; Mammalia; Eulipotyphla; Talpidae. The transcript is spliced from 17 exons. The record is from RefSeq and is a predicted model, not a curated record. The coding region runs from base 1 to 2217 and encodes 738 amino acids.
AUGGAGGCAGCCGGGGAGCGGGAGGAGCUGGCCCGGCUGCGCUCGGUCUUCGCCGCCUGCGACGCGAACCGCUCCGGGCGCCUGGAGCGCGAGGAGUUCAGCGCGCUGUGCGCGGAGCUGCGCGUGCGGCCGGCAGACGCCGAGGCCGUGUUCCAGCGGCUCGACGCCGACCGCGACGGGGCCAUCACGUUCCAGGAGUUCGCGCGCGGCUUCCGCGGGGCCCUUGGCGGGGCGCGGCGCCCGGACUGGGGUUCGGGUGAGCCCGCGCCCGCCGCGGCCCAGGUAGGGUCGGACCCGGGGGACAGCGACGAGGACGAGAGCAACGCGGAGGGGGCGGAGGUGCUGAAGCCUCCCUGGGACCCCGCGAAUCCUGGCCGGGCUUGGCAGGAUUUCCAGACACGACUCGGAGACGAGGCCAAGUUCAUCCCCAGAAAAGAGCAAGUUAGUACCUUGUAUCAAAACAUCAACCUUGUGGAGCCAAGACUAACCCAGCCAUAUGAACAUGUUAUCAAGAACUUUAUCCGUGAGAUCAAACUACAGAGUACAGAGAUGGAAAGCCUGGCCAUUGCAGUGAAGAGGGCCCAGGACAUGGCAGCCAUGCAGCUGAGUGAGCUGGAAGAGGAAAUGGAUCAGAGGAUUCAGGCUGCGGAACACAAGACGCGGAAAGAUGAAAAACGCAAAGCUGAGGAAGCCCUCAGUGAUCUCAGACGUCAAUAUGAAACAGAAGUAGGAGACCUACAGGUGACGAUAAAGAAACUCAAAAAGUUAGAAGAACAAUCCAAACACAUAUGUCAAAAAGAAGAUGUGACUGCAUUGAAGAAAAAAAUUUAUGACUUAUCAAUGGAAAAUCAGAAAGUUAAGAAAGAUCUUUUAGAAGCACAAACAAAUAUAGCCUUUCUUCAGAGUGAACUAGAUGCUUUGAAAAGUGAUUAUGCUGAUCAGAGUCUGAAUUCUGAAAGGGAUCUGCAAAUAAUCCGAGAGUACACGGAAGAUCGAAAUAGUCUUGAGAGGCAAAUUGAAAUACUCCAAACAGCUAACCGGAAACUGCAUGACAGCAAUGAUGGCCUCAGGAGCGCCCUGGAAAACACUUACAGCAAGUUCAACAGAUCAUUGCGCAUAAAUAAUAUAUCACCAGGGAAUACAAUUUCUAGGAGCAGCCCCAAAUUUAAUGGUCAUUCUCCUCACCAUCUGGGCUAUGACAGGUCAUCCCGCUCUUCCUACGUGGAUGAGGACUGUGACUCGUUGGCCCUCUGUGAUCCUAUGCAGAGGAUGAAUUAUGAAGUUGACAGCCUGCCCGAGAGCUGCUUCGACAGUGGCUUGUCUACCCUGAGAGAUUCUAACGAGUAUGAUUCCGAGGUGGAAUACAAGCACCAGCGGGGAUUUCAGAGGUCACCAGGCACACAGGACAACUUUGGGGGUGACGCUUCAGAUACAGAUGUACCUGAUAUUAGAGAUGAGGAAACAUAUGAUUCAGAUGGUGUGGCUUCCAUCUUAGACUGGAAACCCCAGGGGUCCGUUAGUGAAGGCAGUAUCGUUAGUUCGUUUAGAAAGCCCAUCUCGGCACUUUCACCACAGACAGACAUAGUAGAUGACAACCAGAAAUCUUCUGGCUCACAGAAGGCUUACAAGAUUGUACUGGCUGGUGAUGCUGCAGUGGGGAAGUCUAGUUUUCUCAUGAGACUUUGCAAGAAUGAAUUCCGAGGGAAUACAAGUGCCACACUAGGAGUUGAUUUUCAAAUGAAAACUCUUAUUGUCGAUGGAGAGCAAACAAUGCUGCAGCUCUGGGACACGGCGGGUCAGGAGAGAUUCAGAAGUAUUGCCAAGUCUUACUUUAGAAGAGCAGAUGGUGUUUUGCUGCUGUAUGAUGUUACUUGUGAGAAAAGCUUUCUUAAUGUGCGAGAAUGGGUUGAUAUGAUUGAGGAUGCAACUCACAAGCGUAUUCCUAUCAUGCUGGUUGGAAACAAAGCGGAUCUUCGUGACUCUACUGCAGCAGAGGGACAAAAAUGUGUUUCAGGACACUUUGGGGAAAAACUGGCCAUGACCUAUGGGGCAUUAUUCUGUGAAACAAGCGCCAAGGACGGCUCAAAUAUAGUGGAAGCUGUUCUCCAUCUGGCUCGGGAAGUGAAGAAAAGGACUGAUGAGGAUGAUAGCAAAUCCAUUACCAAUCUGAGCAGUUCCAAAAAGUCGACCCAGAUGAAGAACUGUUGCAAUGGUUAGACCCCAAAGACCCGUGGCCUUUGAAGCCUGCAUUUCCAGAGCACUGAAUUUGUCCGACUUCUUUGCUUCUCACAUGGCAUUGCACAUCUUGCAGGCACUGUUAUAUGGAGAGUUGCAGGUGGGAAACCUGAACUGUGCUCUGGGGACCCUGCUGAACCUCGGCAAUUCUUUGUUAUGUUUCAGUGUAUCAAUUAGGAUCUCUAGUUAAGUAGACUUGUCUUGUCCUUACAAAGUCUUAAAAGAUAAUUUAGAAAU